Molecule: messenger RNA, 618 nt
Organism: Nymphalis io (European peacock)
Lineage: Eukaryota; Metazoa; Arthropoda; Insecta; Lepidoptera; Nymphalidae
Gene: mRpL20
Product: 39S ribosomal protein L20, mitochondrial
Exons: 2
Coding region: 85-564 (159 amino acids)
Biological process (GO): ribosomal large subunit assembly; translation
Cellular component (GO): ribosome
Molecular function (GO): structural constituent of ribosome; rRNA binding
Source: RefSeq, a predicted model, not a curated record
UGGGUUACUGAUUAAAAUUGUUAGACUUUAUUAAAGGAAACAAUACUGUAGGCAUAUAAGUUUGGUUAUCGAAACCGAAUAAAAAUGGUAUUUUUAACCGUUGCUAAUUGGGUUCGAGCCCGUGGUCCUGAUGAAUUCUGGAGGAAAAGAAAAAUAUUUAGAUUGGCAGCACACUUCACUGGCCGUCGACGAAAUUGUUAUUCAGUAGCAGUACGCAAUGUUCAUCGUGCUUUAGCUUAUGCAACCAAAGCUCGUAAAUUAAAGAAGGAAGAUAUGAAAGCACUCUGGGACACACGUAUAACAGCAGCAUGCGAACAACACAAUAUAACGGCCUUUUCUUUAAGAGAAGGGUUGGGUCGCGCCGAUAUAAUGUUAGAUCGCAAAUCACUAUCUGAUUUAGCAGCAUGGGAACCAAAAACAUUUCACUGUCUUGCUGCAGUUGCUAAAGAAAAACUAAAUCUGGAUAGUUUUAUUGAUGGAACUGAUAAGAAAGAGCCGACAGGAAUCAAUUUAAACCUUAAGGAUAUAAUGUUAGAAGCUUGGCUUAAGGAAAAGAAAAAAUAGUUAGGGCUAAUUAAUUUUAUUCUAUAAUAUAAUAAAUAGUUCCAUAGUCAACAA